AUGCAACGCCCUGAAGAUCCCAGGAUUGAUCUAGCUGAGCUGAAACUGCAUAUAGUGAAGAAGAUUGGGGCUGAAAGAUCUAGAAGGUACUUUUAUUACUUGGGAAGGUUUCUGAGCCAGAAGCUCACCAAGAGUGAGUUUGAUAAGUCGUGUUGCCGUCUUUUGGGGAGGGAGAAUCUUCCUCUACACAACAAGUUAAUUCACUCCAUCUUGAGAAAUGCGUCUCUUGCUAAAUCCCCACCACCACUUCACAAAACCGGCCACCCUGAAAAAUAUUUGGUGCUUGGGACAGAAGACGGACCUGAACAGAGCGGAUCUCUAGUCCCUAACCAUAACAGGAAUGAUCACGUUUGGUCAAACGGGGUGUUAUCCAAGGUUCGGUCUGGAACGUGUGACAGGACAGUCAGAGAUAGGCCUAGUCCGCUUGGACCAAACGGGAAGGUUGAAAGUCUGUUGCAUCAGCCACUCUGUAGAGAAGACAAGAGCGGUUAUAUAAACACGGAGAAGAACGGGGAUUUUGGUCCUUUUGCUUACCAAAGAUCAGGUCAAUACGCCGACGAAAGAGGCGGCGCACUUUCUCGUCCUGCUGAAAAAACGAGGAUGCCGGAUAAAGGUAAAGUCGCAGCUCCGGUUAGCAGAGAUGACGAAGCUCGUAGGUUGGUUCUUUCAACGAGUCCUGUAAUUGCACCUCUAGGGAUUCCAUUUGGCGCAGCUAGUAGUGUCGGUGGGGCCCGCAGAACAGGUCCGCUUUCGACCAGGGCUGCCUUGAUUAGCUGCUAUGACAGUGGUGGGUUAUCAGACAUGGAGAUGCUUAGAAAGCGGAUGGAGAGUAUUGCAGUAGUGCAGGGACUUGGAGGAGUUUCACCGGAGUGUACUAGCACGUUGAAUAGCAUGUUGGACGUGUACCUGAAGAAACUGAUCAAAUCGUGCGUUGAUUUGGCUGGAGCUCGGUCCACUAAUUUGGACAAACUGCAGAGCCGAGACGAAACUGUGAAUGGCGUGCGGCCAAGUAAUAGUUUGCACAUACAAAGUAGCAACCAACCGUCUCGUAUAACGCAAGAACAGCAUCCGGUGUCUUUGCUUGAUUUUAGAGUUGCAAUGGAGCUAAGUCCACUUCAGCUUGGCGAAGACUGGCCCUCGCUUCGGGAGAGAAUUUUCAUUCGUUCAUUCGAGGAACGAGAAGGGGUGUGA
Molecule: messenger RNA, 1191 nt
Organism: Thlaspi arvense
Lineage: Eukaryota; Viridiplantae; Streptophyta; Magnoliopsida; Brassicales; Brassicaceae
Source: the annotation of a GenBank genome assembly